AGAAACGCAGCCCGCUUUUCUGUUCCCUCCGGCUCUGCUCCCUCCUCCCGUGGCGAAUGUGCUGCGCGGCGGCGGGUGCUUACGUUCGCGGGGUUUGGCUGUUGCAGGCAGAAGCUGGGAGGAGGCGGCAGCGGCAGCGGCAGGAGCAGCAGCGGCGGCGGCGGCAGCAGCAGCUGGGAGGAGGUGGUGACGGUGGCAACGGCAGCGUCGGGGACGAUGGCGCGACUGGUGGCAGUGUGCAGGGACGGGGAGGAGGAGUUCCCCUUCGAGAGGCGGCAGAUUCCCCUCUACAUAGACGACACCCUCACGAUGGUGAUGGAAUUUCCUGACAAUGUGUUAAAUCUUGAUGGGCAUCAAAAUAAUGGUGCACAGCUAAAGCAGUUCAUUCAGCGACAUAGUAUGCUUAAGCAACAAGAUCUUAGCAUUGCCAUGGUGGUGACAUCACGUGAAGUCUUGAGCGCACUUUCUCAGCUCGUCCCAUGUGUUGGUUGUCGUCGCAGUGUGGAGCGCCUCUUUUCCCAGCUUGUGGAGUCUGGAAAUCCUGCCCUUGAACCUCUGACAGUAGGACCCAAGGGAGUCCUGUCUGUAACUCGAAGCUGCAUGACUGAUGCAAAGAAGCUUUAUACAUUAUUUUAUGUACAUGGGUCCAAACUAAAUGACAUGAUAGAUGCUAUUCCAAAAAGUAAGAAGAAUAAGCGAUGUCAGUUGCACUCCUUAGAUACACACAAACCAAAACCCUUGGGUGAAGGGAGCAGUAGCAGUGUCAGUUCAGAGAAGUUAAGUACAGAUAAGAGAAGUAGUGAAGACCACAGGAAGGACAGCAAGUGUAGGAUCAUUUUCCAUUAUGGACCUUUCCAGGGAACAGCCAGAGGUUGUUGGAUGGAUGUAUGGGAACUUAUGUCCCAGGAAUGCAGGGAUGAAGUAGUUUUAAUUGACUCCAGUUGUCUUUUAGAAACACUAGAAACAUAUCUUCGAAAACACAGGUUUUGUACUGAUUGCAAAAAUAAAGUCCUUCGGGCAUACAAUAUCCUUAUUGGUGAACUUGAUUGCAGCAAAGAAAAGGGCUACUGUGCAGCACUUUAUGAAGGCUUGCGGUGCUGUCCACAUGAACGACACAUACACGUUUGCUGUGAAACAGACUUCAUUGCGCAUCUUUUGGGUCGUGCUGAGCCAGAGUUCGCAGGAGGGUAUGAACGAAGAGAAAGGCAUGCUAAGACAAUAGAUAUAGCUCAAGAAGAAGUUCUGACCUGUUUGGGAAUUCAUCUUUAUGAAAGAUUGCAUCGAAUCUGGCAAAAACUACGAGCAGAAGAGCAGACAUGGCAGAUGCUUUUCUAUCUUGGUGUUGAUGCUUUACGCAAGAGUUUUGAGAUGACUGUGGAAAAAGUGCAGGGUAUUAGCAGACUGGAACAACUUUGUGAGGAAUUUUCAGAAGAAGAACGAGUAAGAGAACUCAAGCAAGAAAAGAAACGCCAAAAACGGAAGAAUAGACGAAAAAACAAAUGUGUGUGUGAUAUUCCUACUCCUUUACAAACAGCAGAUGAAAAGGAAGUAAGCCAAGUUAAGGUAGUAUUUCUCAAGGUCAACUCAUAA
Carlito syrichta (Philippine tarsier) is the source of this 1590-nucleotide messenger RNA. Its product is annotated as gametogenetin-binding protein 2. The coding region runs from base 217 to 1590 and encodes 457 amino acids. The record is from RefSeq and is a predicted model, not a curated record. NCBI's taxonomy places the organism in Eukaryota, Metazoa, Chordata, Mammalia, Primates, Tarsiidae. The transcript is spliced from 9 exons. Gene Ontology annotation, cellular component: cytoplasm; nucleus.